AUGUUUUCCUAUGCUCGUUUGCCCAGUUUGUUAAUCGUUUUCUGUGUUUUCUUCUUAGCCAGGUAAGGCAGUGUUUAAUUCUUAACGUUGCUCCGGUGAAGGUCUGUGCUUUUCGCAAUGCUCAGCUAGGGUUUCCCCUUUUAAAAGUUCGCCCGAAUCUCAUGCAAACAUUUUUCAUGUUAUUUCAAUAGUUAAAAUGAGACAGACGUCAUACGAUUUGGAAUUGAGAGCUUAGUUAUCUAUAUUCACGUUCAAACUUCUCGCUUCAAUCUGGAUAACUGAGGGGCAUUGUUCUUUGUGACUCGCCAAGCAAAUCAACACAUUUGGGUUCAUGAAUUUUGUCGAGUCAGAUGUUGGUAUUAGAUUACAACGUAGUCACCAGUGCUUUUUCUUUAGAAAAUGGGAGGGGCAGGAAAGCCCUGGGACGAGGUUGAUCAGAUUCCUUAGCACUGAGAUGUGCGUACAGUUGACUCCCGAUAACUCGAACCUCGCGCUAACUCGAACCAAAAUCGAUUUCCCUUGGAUUUCCUUCAUACAUUUACUGUAACUCGAACCCUCAAUAACUCGAACCUCCCGCUAACUCGAAAUUAUUUUUGUUUAGCGCUGUACUGAUUAAUCCUGCUUUGUUGCUUACUUUCUCCGUGUUCAAAAUAUCAACAUAUCAGUAGCUAGACCAAUAGUUACUUCGACCUCAUCACAUUUCAAUUCAAAGUACUUGUAGCCAGCGAACAACCACCCCUUCCCCCCCCCCUCCUCCCCAAUUAAAUCUCUCUCUCCACUGAUCUUUUCAAUUGGCUGGGGAGUGAAAGAAGAAAACGGGAAGCAAGAUAGCUAUCUCUCCCUUUUCCUAUCUUAUUCCCUUUCCCCGAGUCGAGCCCAGAGCCCCCUCUUGUUCCAGUUUUAAUUGGCGCAUCCUUUUGGGGACUAUAUAGCACGUCAAAUCGAGGUAUCUGAUGAUAAAACCCUGUUUUGUUCUUUUAGAGCACUAGACCAAGAAAGGCACAAAGUUCUGGAAAUUGAUUCAAAAGGGAAUCUUUAUCUUUACCGGUCAGCUUUGCUUUGCAAGAAUGAAAUAAUCAAAAGAUUGACUGAAGACAACUUCAAACUGGUUGAACCCAACCCUAUUGGUAAAGUACAGAGUGUUACAUUUUAAAUCCAAAACAGCGGAGUUACUUAUCUCGCUCUUCUUACCACCCUUAACCCCCUUCCUCUAAACAGUGUUCACUUACAACUCUCUUAGACAUGCCACGAGAAAAAUACAGAGGAAUGCCCACAGGUUUAUGAACGAUUUGUUUUAGGGAAUUAAGCGUUAAUACAAUAUUCUCCAAGCUACGGUGCCCGAGAUUGGCCAUAUAAUCAAAAGUCGAUUAGAAGUACUAAAGAAAAGCUUCAAACUUAAAAAGUCUAACUUCGCAAAUGUUGAAGUUAGAUGUCAAGAUGAAAAUUUAGUUGAGUUUCUCGGAGUUAACAGAGUUUUCAAAAUCUCACUUCUCACUAUUCUGGUUAGAAAAAUCUUUUCCCUACCCCCUCGUCUUUACAACUCGUUAUCUAAUCACAAUAUUCGGGUUUCACAGGGCAGUCCAAAGCAUUACCUGUGUUAAACUGUUGGGAUCUCAAACUAAAAGUACCCUCGGCUGCCUCAGGAGUCUACUGGAUUGAUCCGGAUGGUGGUUCCCAUGGAAACACUUUCCAGGCCUUCUGCGACCAGCAGACAGCUGGAGGGGGCUGGACACUAGUUUGGAGCUACACCUUCAUGGAUUACAAAAACUUUCAAAGUGGCUCCAACGCAAUCACCCCUCGUCCCACCUGGACAGCCAGCAGUGCUAACACUCGGGUAUCUACAACAGUUCCACUCAGCGAGACCCACUAUGAAGCUAUGGACUUUGCUUUGUGGCGCACCAUUGGUAACCAGACUCUGAUCAAAAGUAACAUCAACAACUGGAUCGUUUGCAUGGAGGGCACUGGCAGCAUAGUGAGACAGAAGGCCGGGUCACUCAGCUGUACACUGGUUAAACAGGUUUCACAGCAGUGUGCUGGGGUUGUACCAACAUCCUUUGCGUUAGGCAGUAACGGACCUUACCUGUCCAGUACCAGUCUGUACUACUAUUUUGACGGUAGUACUAGCGGCAGUUGGCCUACGCAUGAUCCAUGUGGUAAAAACCAAGCAAAUCAGUUAACAGGUGCAGCUAAUCCCCACGGUAACGUUUUUGUUCGUUAA
This is a messenger RNA of Porites evermanni, 2218 nucleotides long. NCBI's taxonomy places the organism in Eukaryota, Metazoa, Cnidaria, Anthozoa, Scleractinia, Poritidae. The record is from the annotation of a GenBank genome assembly.